Molecule: messenger RNA, 1462 nt
Organism: Cannabis sativa
Lineage: Eukaryota; Viridiplantae; Streptophyta; Magnoliopsida; Rosales; Cannabaceae
Exons: 2
Coding region: 78-734 (218 amino acids)
Molecular function (GO): zinc ion binding; nucleic acid binding
Source: RefSeq, a predicted model, not a curated record
UUACUGAUUCCAGUACAGCUGCCGAGAGAACUCAUCACGCACAAUGGGAAAAGUCAAGUCGACUUAGUCUUCUUACUAUGAAAAGAUCCAUUCCUGAACAUCUAUUGAGUGGUUUGCCAGACACUACAAAUGCCAAAGAGUUUUUCAAUGCUGUAGAAAAAUUAUACGACACUGGUGAAAACGCUGAAGCUGGACAUCUUAUGGAUGAAAUGACAACCAUUAAGUAUGAUGAAUUAAAAGGAGUGCGAGAUUUUAUUCUGAAAUUGGUGAAUGUUCAGUCCAAGUUAAAAGAUCAUAAUAUUCCUCUUCCUGACUCUUUCAUUAUUCAUCGAGCUCUUCAUGCUCUUCCUGCCUCUUUCAGCCUUAUCAAGACAGCCUACAACACUUACAAUCAAACAUGGACUAUCAGCGACCUAAUUUCUCAAUGUGUAGCUGAAGAAAGCAAGCUUAAAAGGGAGAAGAAUGAAUCUGCUAACUAUGUUUCUCACCUCAAGCCCAACAAAGGAAAAGGAAAAUUCAAGAAUAAAAAUGAUGGUGCUACUAAACAUAAUGGUAAUGGUAAGGAGCAUAAGAAUAAACAGAAGAAUAACAAUGAAAAGUCCAAAUACUCUAAUGUGAAGUGUUACUUUUGUGAAAAAUUGGGGCAUCGGAGAACAGACUGUCACAAAUUUAAGACUUGGUUAGAAAAGAAGCAAGCACAAUCAGGGGCUAAGGGAUCUCAGGAAGCCAAGUGAGAGGGAGUCCAAGCUUAAAGUGGGCAAUGAUGUUGGAGUUGACGUUAUCUAUGUUGGAACAUUUAUUCUUGAAUUACAGUCUCGUGAUAAGAUUAUUCUGAACAAUACUUUUUAUGUUCCUACUUUUAAAAGAAAUUUAGUUUCGCUUCCGCUUUUGGUUAAACAAGGAUAUUCUUUUCAUUUGCAAAUGAUAAUGUUGACAUUAUGCUUGACUCUCGAAUUAUUGGAAAUUGCUUUUAUUCUGAUGGUCUUUACAAGUUGUCAUUGGCUCCUUUAGAUUCCUCUUUUAAUGUUGUGAAUACUGUGGGUAAAAGACCUCAUAUUAAGGAAACAUCCUUAUUGUUAUGGCACAAAAGAUUGGGUCAUAUUUCCAGAGAAAGGGUUGAUCGUUUAAUUAAAUCUGAAAUACUUCCUCCUCUUGAUGCUUCUGAUUGGGAUACUUGUGUUGAUUGUACUCGUGGAAAAUUGACUAAAACAAGAAAGAAGACUGCAAACCGCAGUCAAUCUUUAUUGAAAAUUAUCCACACGGACAUCAGUGGUCCUUAUUCCACCACGUUGUGCAGAAAUAAGUAUUUUAUCACUUUUAUCGAUGAUUUUUCUCGUUAUGGAUUCACCUAUUUAAUUAAAGAAAAAUCUGACGCCCUUGAUAAACUCAAAAUUUUUCGAAAUGAGGUUGAGAAACAAUUAGGAAGAGUCAUCAAAGUUGUUCAUUCUGAUCGUGGAGGAGA